Pterocles gutturalis (yellow-throated sandgrouse) is the source of this 94-nucleotide messenger RNA. RefSeq names its product V-type proton ATPase subunit e 1. The annotation marks the transcript as partial. The record is from RefSeq and is a predicted model, not a curated record. Lineage: Eukaryota; Metazoa; Chordata; Aves; Pterocliformes; Pteroclidae. The transcript has a single exon.
UUGGCUGAUUGCAAUUCUGGCUCAACUCAACCCUCUCUUUGGGCCGCAGUUAACCAAUGAGACAAUCUGGUAUCUUAAAUAUCACUGGCCUUAA